AUGGAAAAAAUACGCUGCAGCUAUUGUCAGCAUGAGAUCUCUGGACAUCGUUUGCGGUGCACAGAAUGCGUCGACUUCGACGUUUGUUUACGGUGCUUUUCCUUGGGAGCAGAGGUAGCUUCACACAGACGGGAGCACUCUUAUGUGAUACAGAAUGAUCAAGGGCCGUGUGUUUUUGAAGAUUCCAGCAAAUGGACUCUUACCGAAGAGAUUAUGCUCCUUGAUGCAGUCGAACAAUAUGGAUAUGGGAACUGGAAUGGUACAUCAGCUCAUAUUGAGACCAGAACAUCUGUGGACUGUGAUGAACACUACAGACGUUUCUAUGUUAAUGGCGUUAUUGGAGAUGCAACACUUCAGGACUCUCCCAGACCAGGCAUCACAGACCACACUAGCGCCACUGGAGCAUUGGCAGGUCCUUUAUCACCGAGCCUGACCAUUCCUGUUACACCUCUAAACAUUGGACUGCAGCAGCAGCAGGAGCUUGGCUACAUGCCUUUGAGGGAUGACUUUGAGAUAGAAUAUGACAAUGAGGCAGAGACUCUAGUCAGCAGCUUAUCAGACUGUCCAGAUGACGAUGACAUAGACACCGCAAUACAGCUUGCUCAGAUCUACAAGUACCGCCUGCGACUGCAGGAUAGAGACAGACGGAAACGGAUCGCUCGAGAAUAUGGUCUGAUUGCUGCCGGUGCACCUUCCAUACCCAGAAAUCCUAAAACACUUCACUCUAAAAAGAAAAAUGGGAAAACUGGAAGAGAUCUACAAGAGCGAUUGAAACCAUUUUCACAGUUCCACCCAAAAACAGAACAUCAGUUACUGCUUGACAAUAUUAGAAGAGAAAAGGAAAUAAAAGCAAGAAUCAAAGAAUUGGUCCGUCUCAGAAAAAAUGGCAUUACAAAAUUAGCAGAUGAGAGAAUUUAUGAGGAAGAAAAGUGUAUAAGAGAAAAGAGGAAAGAAAAUAAGAAAAAGCUGUUGAGUGGGAUGUCCUCAAUGCCAGAGCGGAAUUUGCAAAUCUUCAGAAAAACAGAAGAAGACCUCGAAAAAAUGGCUACAUUUUUAAUAGAAAACGCAGAAAAGGUCACAGGAAGAGAUAGAAAGAGUAGAUUGCAACCUCGCAGGGAAGUGAACAGCAGCAUGUCAGGAUUUGAACUGAUUUCUGAGAAUGAAAAGAAGCUAUGCAAUUCCAUGGGCAUAUCACCAGCAAACUACAGUAACAGUCCAAACUUUCAUCAUAAAAGAGAAUUCUUGGUACACAUUACUAUCCUUGAAGGAAUUGAUGAUACUUUUGGCCACAAGAUUACGGGAUUUGAGCAGGAUCGGUUAUUAGUAGGAGCAGCAUUGACAUUUGAGGAAAACAGAUUUAAGUUUUUUUUUAUGUUGUGA
Molecule: messenger RNA, 1380 nt
Organism: Candidula unifasciata
Lineage: Eukaryota; Metazoa; Mollusca; Gastropoda; Stylommatophora; Geomitridae
Source: the annotation of a GenBank genome assembly